AUGGAACCAGCCGGUCUUGCUGUCGGCAUUAUUGCCCUUGCUACCACUUUCAACAACGCUGUCGACUGCUUUGAAUACGUCCAACUUGGUCGUGCUUUCGGUACCGACUUUCAAACCAGUUUGCUCAGGCUGGAAAAUGAGAGAUUGCGACUCUCGCGUUGGGGCAAGGCUAUUGGGCUGAGUGGCGACAUAGACAACACCUCCAGCGUUAUAUUGGCGACUGCACCACCAGAGAACGUGACUGCAGCCGACAAUGUGUUAAGGCAGAUAUUGGGGCUUUUCGCGAAAGCAGAGGGAGUUUCAGCCAAGUACGGGAGCCACGCAGCAGAAGUCGAUCGAGACCUCGCAACUUUCGACUCGGCCACUGACAUGGAGCCUGUGGGCCAGUCGUUGCUCGCGCAAAUGCGCGCCCAAUCUAGCGAGCGCAGCAACACAACGCCCCUGAGGCGGAAGGUGCAGUGGGCGCUGUAUGAGAAGAAACAAUUCAAUGACUUGAUCCAAGACAUUGCAAAUCUUGUCAACGAUCUUCUGCAAUUGUUCCCUGCGGCGCACGAAGAACAGCGCCGGCUGUGCAGGACGGAAGUGUCUGAGAUCAACUCCAGGGAUGCUCGUCUUGCACUGAAGGACAUCGCAGCAUUGCAAGACAAGGAACUUGAGAAUGCAGUCGUCGAGGCUUUGAAGUCCCAGGAUCACAAGUCGCCAACAUUCAAUAACCGCGAUUCCACCAAAGUUGGUAUGCAAACGGGUGUGGCCAACAACUCUGGUAGUCAGGUGUUCAAUUUCUAG
Messenger RNA from Alternaria arbusti, 786 nucleotides. RefSeq lists its product as uncharacterized. The transcript has 2 exons. The record is from RefSeq and is a predicted model, not a curated record. Bases 1 to 786 code for a protein of 261 amino acids. Lineage: Eukaryota; Fungi; Ascomycota; Dothideomycetes; Pleosporales; Pleosporaceae.